Messenger RNA from Aspergillus wentii DTO 134E9, 4033 nucleotides. RefSeq lists its product as uncharacterized. The coding region runs from base 47 to 3736 and encodes 1229 amino acids. Gene Ontology annotation, molecular function: methyltransferase activity. The transcript has 7 exons. Lineage: Eukaryota; Fungi; Ascomycota; Eurotiomycetes; Eurotiales; Aspergillaceae. The record is from RefSeq and is a predicted model, not a curated record.
CGACGAGGAGAUUGAUGACACAGCCCAAAAUGGAAUCACCCAGAAAAUGAACAUUUGGAAAAGUGAUGUGAAGGACUGGGGGUCAAAAGACGCAUUUCAUGAAUUUUACCAAAACUGGAAGCAAGCCAUCAUAGACACUUUCGACUUAAAGGAGCGUUUCAAAGCGACAUACGAGGAGGAUAAAACAGCCAUCAAGAUCAUUGUCGCUGCUCCGGAUAAUACUCCCCGAAAGCCUUCAUAUCUGGGAUUCAUUCGGUUUAUGAAGAUCACAGGUGAAGUUGCUUUGGUCAGCGCCAGUGCUACGUUGGAACUCAACUGUUUUCAGCUGGGGACAACGCCGAGAAACACAGGGAAGAAUCUUGCUGGAUCGCAUGGCGAAGGAAUCGAGCUUGCAACAAUGGCCAUGACUGGUUUCGGCUACGAGGUGCGCAUCCAAGCCAGCAACUGUGAUUGGUGUUUUGCUUCUUUCGAGUCACAAUUACACUGCAUCAUCAACCCAUCCGAAGCCGAAGACCGCCCUCCCGCGAGACCCCGUAGAACCCUAGCAGGAUUCGGAAACCGCAUAGUGUCUGAUGUCGCCAUUACUAUUGGUGGAGGGCUCCGCAAGGUGGAACGCUUCGAGUUUCUUCGGUGGUUGGGUGUCUCACUUGACAUUGUUGGGUUUGGGCAGCCUUUAAGUUUAGUCGAGACCCCAAACGGAGAUCUGAUCUUAGACCAUAAUUUCGCUAACAAGGUUUAUAUGAAUGGCACCCUACUUCCAGUGUUCGGCGAAAAAACUGGUCCAUUUGAUUAUGGGUACAAUAUCACCCGGGGAACGUGGAGUACAGAUCGAGGGCAAUUUGAGAACGACAAAGAGGCGGCCCGGUCCCUUUGUUCUGUCUGGGAAGCGGCCAUCGAGCAGAACCAGGAAGCUCUUCUUCCGAAGUAUGUGGGCUUACUUCGGAACAGGCCGGAGGCUCCUGAUAUCAGAUGUGCAGAUCGGCUUCUGGAAUUGGUCACAGCUAAGAAGAUAUGGGAACACCUACUAUCCGAGGCUGGGGGGAGAGAGUUCUACUACCUGGAUAAGCCGAAUAAAGUAACGUCGAAAGAUAUCAAAAUCAUCCAUGACAGUCUCAAGAAGAAACCCGUCCGUAUUGCUGAUAUUCUUUGGAAUCUUCUCCGUCGAUGGUCCCUGAUACGGACACCUGAAGAAGAGUGCAUUCAGCAAUUCAGAAAUUCGCCUGAAUGGUUACAUCCAGGUUUGGAGUUCUCUGAUACCAUUCAACAAGCCCUCAAGGCCUCCCUAGCAAUGCACAAAGCUACAGAAGGCAUAGAAGUCAUGUUUGUCGACUGCAGGCACCGUAACAUCGACACAUAUUUUGAGCCCAUGUCCAAAUUGCUGAAGGUCAACAAGAGAUGGCUUGAGUUUGAUGCAAUUCAUCAAAAGCAUCCGUGCCGUAUCUCUAAAAUGGAUGCCGAAGAGACCAAGGACAAUUCAUUUUUCUGUGACCACAUUGUCGAAUGUCUGUAUGAGGUUGCGAUGAGACAGAUACUUCGGCGUUUGCCAGACACAGUGAUCAAUGCUGAAGACUUCAAUAACAACUAUAAUGAGUUGAGAGAAAAAAUACGACAGAUGCCCCGUCAAAUUGCCAUCGUGCACUGCCUGAGAUCUGGGCAGACAAAAGUCUGCUGGGAAGAUAGAGAGACCGAUACCUUUUCACAGUAUUACGGGGAUAAAACGCAAUAUCACGUAGUACUUCACGAUGAGGCAUGCUGGGAGUCAGUGAAAAACAAGACUCUGCAUGAAUAUAGUGAUCCUAUGAUGGGAGAUAAUACGCCAUGUGGUUGUAAACAGAAAUUUGUACCACAACGCAAAAAAGUGGCAAUAUUUGAUGGCCUUUAUCCGGCACAGCGUUAUGUUCCAAUGGUCGCUUAUAAUGAAAAAGGUACCUUCUAUGGAUUUCCGCUAAAACUUGUCCGGCCAGUAAGGGCACCGAGUCUCAUUCCCGAAAGAUCAGUCUCCCCUUUCAGUGGUGAAUCCGAAGGUACUAUGGAUGUUAAGAGUGAACAAGUGGAAUCAACACCCGAAGAGGAGAAGCAUUGGGAAUUCUGGCACAAGGAGGAAUUUCCCAGGAUUUUCAGUCUGUGCACACCUCGUGGUGAACAUGGCACAACCUAUACUCGCCCCCUAGCAGCGUUUGCAAGUCAAAGGCUCAACUGGAUGUUCAAAGGAGGACAGUAUGUCAGCGUGACCAUGAAAUCCCAAUUUGUACCAGUGGAUUCCUGCCGCCAUAUCCUCCGCAUACACGGCAUCUAUUCAGCGAACAAGUCUGGCAGCCAGGAAGGGAAGAUUUUAGCUACCCAGUACUCGUUUCUGCGCAGGAGUCCGAUUUUCAUGCUGGAAAAUGCCCUGAAAGGACAUCCAGAGAUUGAUGAAAAAGAGCUCUUGCUCCACUUCAAUGAUGUCGAUUUCAUGGGACAGAAGAAUGACGCCAGCUUGAUUCCUAUCGAAAAUAUUACUGACGUGGAUUUUGUUAGGAUGGAUCUGCUUGGUCCUGCUGAAGCCGUACAGUAUACUGUGGAUGUCACCGAGGGUCUUCUGAACUCUGGCCUCUUUUGUCGAUUCGCGAUCAAAUGCGGAGGGUCUCCCGACUCGGCGUGCCUGAUGCCCGUCACACAUGAUCUUCUACCAUUCUCAAAGCACUGGGAUACCCCAGAGUAUUCCUCCAGCUCGCGGCUCGAGGUCUUCGAUUUUUCUCCUGGUGUUCUGGGUCUGGCAGAGGGCUUUCGUCAAUCCGGCUGUGCUGUUCGUGCUGGAUUUGGAUUUGAUCCAGUGUCGGAUCUCACAUGGAAGGUACGAUAUCCGGCUACGGUAGUCUAUGACGGACCUUUGGAUAGUAUUUUAUCCGACUUCAACUCCCUGAGGCUGAAUGCACCGCUAUCUGGGGCACAGGGCGUGCCAAAGAUCGCAAUACUCUCAAUCCCUGACAAAGGAAUCGAGGCAAGAAGCAAGCAAAUACGAGAGGAUAUCAAAAUUUUGGAAAACAUUAAUUCGAUUCUUGGUCUAUACCCCGAGAAGAUGAGUGCAUUGGUUUUUACAUUUCCUGAUUGGAUAUUCCACGAGGAUGCAUUUUUCCAAUUCCUCAAGGGGAUGUACGACCUGCUUCAGGGUCGAUAUUCGAUCCAUCUCAAGAAGGUCUCGUUGUCGCAGUAUGGCUUGCCUCAGGAUCGGACGGUUAUAGUUUUUGUUGCGACAUCAUUCUGUUCUCCCAUUCAAUGGGAAGAUGUGUUUGACAAGAAUGUUCCAACCGAUCUGAAACUUCCCCGGGAGUGUAUUGGGAGUCUACGGUUCCAGAACGCCCGGGGAGUUGAAGAUAGUGGAAAGAAGUCUUUUAUUUGCAAGUAUCCAGACGCGGAAGUCAAUAUCUACAAUCAUCAAACUGGAAGACAGGCUACGGAUUCGCAAAUUCUGGAUAUGGACUCGGUGAUCGACAUGCGAAAUGGACCAUGUUUGAUUCAACAUUCUGAUGGUGGUGGCUUGCUCACUGUGCGAGAGCUUGCCCGGAUCCAGGGUUUCGACGAUGAUUUUGUUUUUUAUGGCACGAUUGAGAGACAAUACGAAGAGGUGAUGCAGGCAUUUCCACCAACCAUCGCGAAGAGAUUGGCCGAUACGAUUCUAGAUAGCAUCAAAGAAUUUGGCAGUUUAGGCGAGGCGGACGAGAGCCAUAGGGCGCAGAAGCGACGGAGGGGCGAGUGAACAGUGGAGGUGGAACAUGCAUUAGCGGAUCCUUUGGUGGAUGGAAUUUAUGUUGUGAAUUGGACCAGGCAAUCUAUCACAUCCUUGGGUUGCAUGCUGUAACUAUCUUCAGUUAGGCAUCGCGAUACUCGUAUCCGUGAUGUGAAUCAUGGCCAAUCAAGAGGGCGGCUGGGAAUAGGUGCAUGCAGAUGCCCGCAUGUCUCAGACAUUCGGAUCCUACAAUCUGGAAGACUUUUUGACCGCUCUUAUAAAUUGGCUAUUCCGUUUGCUUCUGAUUUUAUUGAUGUUGUUACUUAC